This is a messenger RNA of Episyrphus balteatus (marmalade hoverfly), 940 nucleotides long. RefSeq names its product charged multivesicular body protein 5 (gene Vps60). Gene Ontology annotation, biological process: vesicle budding from membrane; late endosome to vacuole transport via multivesicular body sorting pathway. The transcript has 5 exons. Lineage: Eukaryota; Metazoa; Arthropoda; Insecta; Diptera; Syrphidae. The record is from RefSeq and is a predicted model, not a curated record. Bases 134 to 814 code for a protein of 226 amino acids. Gene Ontology annotation, cellular component: multivesicular body.
UCAACUGUCAAAGGCCAAAAAAAAGCACAAACAAGAAAUUCGUCAUCCAUCACGAAAUUUACAGAAAAACUAUAAAAUAAUAGAAAAAUCUCUUCAUUUUUGAGAAAAAUUUGAAAUAAUUAAAAAUAACAAAAUGAAUCGUUUAUUCGGCAAAGCUAAACCCAAGGUUCCACCACCAAAUAUAAAUGAUUGCAUUGCUGGGAUUGAUACCCGAGCCAAUAGCAUCGAAGAAAAAGUUAACAAAUUGGAAACCGAACUUCGCAAAUACCGUGAGCAGAUGAGUAAAAUGCGCGAAGGUCCAGCAAAGAAUUCUGUCAAACAAAAGGCUAUGCGUGUUCUCAAACAAAAGAAAGCUUAUGAACAGCAAAUUGAGAGUCUUCGCAAUCAAUCGUUCAACAUGGAACAAGCCAAUUAUGCUGCUCAAACUUUAAAAGAUACAAAUGCCACUGUUAUUGCCAUGAAGGAUGGAGUCAAACAAAUGAAGAAGGAAUUCAAAAACAUUAAUAUUGAUAGCAUUGAAGACAUUCAUGAUGAUAUGGCUGACAUGUUGGAAGAAGCUGAUGAAGUCCAACAAGCUCUUGGUCGUACAUACAACAUGCCAGAGGUUGACGAUGAAGAACUCGAGUCAGAAUUGAUGGCAUUGGGUGAUGAAAUUGCAUUGGAUGAUGAUACAAGUUACUUAGAUGACGUUGUUAAGACUCCAGCAGUUCCUGAUAAGGAACCUGGAGCUGAUAGCAUUAAGCCAUCGAGUGGAAUUGAAGUCGAUGAAUUUGGUUUGCCAAAAGUACCAACUUCUGUGAAGCAUACUUCGUAAAGCAUAACAUCGAAAGUAUCGAAUUAAAUUUUUAUUUUAUUUUAUUAUUUCUUAUAAUCAAUCAACUUGUUGAUCAAAAAAAAAACUCAAUUUAUAUGCAAUACUAAAUUUUUAAUGUACCAAGCA